Drosophila biarmipes is the source of this 9288-nucleotide messenger RNA. It is a transcript of the gene tay, whose product is annotated as mucin-19. The record is from RefSeq and is a predicted model, not a curated record. Bases 778 to 8478 code for a protein of 2566 amino acids. The transcript has 14 exons. Lineage: Eukaryota; Metazoa; Arthropoda; Insecta; Diptera; Drosophilidae.
UUUGUGGUUAACAAAAUUUUCGGAAAAUAAUAUUGGAUUUUAUGUAAAAUAUACAUAAUUGGCGUGAUGACAGUUAGUUUGAGAUUCAUGCAUAUUUGUCGUUGAUGCGCGAUAUCGUUUCUGUGGCGCUUGUUGUGCGUUUGGUGUGUGUGCAAAAUGUAAAAGAUGUAAAAAUGUACGAACAAUCGUUGUCGUCGUCUUCGUCGUCGUCGUGGUGUAUGUCGUACAUGUCGUAUUUGUCGGUUGUCGAUUGUCGGUUGUCGUAUUUUGUAUGUAUGUAAUGUACGUGCUGUGUGUGAUGUGAUGUGCCUGUGCCUCCGCUGUGCCUGUGCUUCGCUGUGUACUGGUGCUAACGACGCUGCGCUGUCUGUUACUGAGUACACAACAUGUAGGGACGACACUAUGUCGACGGUACGGCCACGGCAAUCGCAAUCGCAAUUAGAAAAGUUCGGCGCAGCAUCGAUUUUUUCAAAACACACGCGACUCAAUCGGUUCGGUUGGCCCAAAAGGAAGGAACACCUUGAUUCCCCCCAGUAUUUGUAAAGCCUGCGCCCCCCGAUCGAUGGCAUAAGGCAAAAAGAUAAAGGAAACCAUAAGAGAUAGAAGAUAAGAGAUAUAGGAAGUGGGAGAAGUUUAAAAAGCCCAGCCGAAUGCAUGGCAAAAGGUUUGGUCUGCGAUGCAAAGUCACACAUAUUAAUCCAUGGUCAUCGCUGAUUUGUAUUCCCAAGGCAGAGGCUCUGAGGAACAGUAAUCCACUGGAAGCCCCACGCAAGAGAAAUGGACACAUCAAAUGCCAGCGCUAAAUCAAAGACGUCUGCGUCGGGCGGCAGUAGCAUCAAUGGUCUAGGAGCCCAAAUCAAGCAUAUAUCGUCGCAGGACAUCGCCUCCUCCAGCGCCUCUGUCCAGGAUGAGAAGAGCGAGUCGUCGUCGUCGUCUUCAUCGUCGUCGUCGUCCUCGUCAUCCUCGUCCUCGCCGCAGGCCACACUGCACCCGGCUGUGGGUGGCCAGCAUCAGAAUCCGGCUCUGAGUCUGCACCAGCAUCACAAUCCCAGCCAGAGCCAGAGCCAGCACCAGCAACAGCUCCAGCAACAGCACCAGCACCAGCACCAGAAUCCAAGUCAAAGUCAGAGUCAGAGUGCAUCGAAGGGUGCGACGACUGCCCUGGCGGUGCUGCAUCUUCCUCCGCCAACGGCGACCGCCUUAGUUCAAGCAAGUGCCAAUAUCCCGGACCUGGGCUCCAUGCCGCGUGCACGGCCAUCGUUCGCAUCGAACGCCAGCAGCACCAACGCCUCCGCCUCCGCCUCCACAUCGACGACCAGCUGCUCCGCCUCCUCGGCGACGGAUGGCGGCAAGCCCAUGGCCGUGGCUGCAAUACCCCCGGAAUCCAUCUCCACGUCGGAGCCCACCUGCUGUCCCCCCGGCUCGGCGGCCUCCUCGAUGGCCAGUGCCAGUGCCUGUGACUUCGACUCCGACACGGAACUCUCCAUUGUGGCAGCCGCGGCGGCGGUCUCGGCUGCCUCGGCCGGCAUCGAUUCGAGGUCCCCCUCCUCUCCGCCACCUGCGCCGGCCACUGGAAUGAUGCCCAGCCUGGGUUCCAGCGCGGGAGGAGGAGCUACACCCCUGGCCGGCAACCAGAGCGGCUUUGGAGCGGGCUCAGGAGCGCUGGUCGGCAACACCAAUGGCCACAGCACCACCUCCAGCAGCAGCACUCACCUGAGUCUGAAUGCCAAGCAGCAGCGCCAGCAGAAACGCCGGCGGGAGCGAGCCCAGCGCUUGCAGGCGGAGCGCGACAGUCGCUGCAAUGCCAGCUCGCUGGGCGGCACCUUCAUAGCCGGCUCCUCUGUGGGCGCCGGCAGUGCCAUGAGUGCGGCCAACGGAGGCGGAGCAGGAGCGGCGACCGGAGUGGGACCAGGCGGUGGCCUCGUCACGCCCAGUGGCGGUGCAUCGGCGGCGAUGGCAAUGGGCAAUGGAUCGGCGGCAGGACCCGGCAACAACAAUGGCAUAAUCUACCACAUCAAUAGCGCUGGCAGCAUGGGCGAGGAUAGCAACAACUCGAACGGCAACUUCACCAGCAGCAGCAACGGCAGCAACAACCUGCUGCCGCCCACAGAUAGUAUUGCAUCUCUGCUCCUAAAUCCACCACAUUCCCCCGAGUGCAACUCGGGCCUGAUGGCCACGCCCAGCGACAGCGAGGGCGAGUCGCUGGACGAGGAUCUGCUCUCGACCUCGUCCUCGUCGACGCUGCUCUUGCCGCGGGACAAGCCGCCGCCUCGGCCACCACCUCCGGUGCGAAGAAAGCUGCCGCGGUCUCCGGUGCUCGAGGAGGAGAUCAUCGACGGCUUCGCUAUACUGGAGUUCAAGACAUACGAGGAUCUUGAGUUUGCCAUCAAAUUGGGACAAAAGCGCAAGGAGAAGCGACUCUCGGCUCUGGACGAGCUAACCUGUACCUACAGCAUAGAGGAGAUGAAAAUCCCGAAGGUCAUCGACACGGGUCAAUCGCAGCCCUUGCGCGUCACCAGCCUUUCCACACUCACGGUUAACAACAACACUCUGAAUCUGAAGGAUAACCCCCAGCCUCUCCAUCGUGCCGGCAAUGUCAUGAACAGCAGCAACAACGUUAACAACAACAAUAACAAUAAUAGUAGUAACAACAAUAACAAUAGCCUCAGCAGCAAUGGUCCGGGUGCCAACAGCAAUAGCAAUAGCAACAGCAUGGCCAACGUGGUCUAUCUGCUGCCCUCGGUGAACAUGGGCGGUGUUCUGGAGGCGGAAGCGGAGCCGCGGGAUCACUGGCGGUCUGAAUACGGCCAGCAACAGCAGCAGCAGCAGGCGCAGGAUCAACUGCAGACGGACAACAGCGCGGUGAACAGCAAGAGUAGCAACCUCAGUGAUGAAAAUCAAAUGAGCAACAGCAACAGCAACAACACGACGAGCAGCAGCAGUCACCAAAUAAGUCACGGCAACCAGACGCCGAGCAAGCAGCCGGCGGAAGGCGGCAGCAGUGCAGCGGGGAAGAUGCCAGGCGGCGGCAGUGCAGUGGGCAGCAGCACAAGGUUCGUGGAGAACGACAACGAUUCACUCAUGCUGGACAUCAGCCUGCCAUCGCUGGGCGUUGGUGGCGCCGCAUCGUCGUCCUCGUCGCACAGCCACGACCAUAUGGACGUCGGUGUGAUUCACGCCGGUUGCCCUGGCGGCGAUGCCAAAAAGUCUCACAGUUCCCCCGCCACAAGCAGCAGCGGCAGCAGCGCCGUCGACCAAUUGCAUGUGCCCAAAGCGCUGCCCACGCACCAGCUCAGCAAUCUGAUGUCCAGUGAUCUGACUGCUGCCGCGGCCGCGGCCGCCGCUGUCGGCGCGAGCAGCAAUCACCUGGGCGUAUGCAAACUGGGUGGAACGCAAUCAGCGCAGGUCGUAAAGAAAUCGAAUGGCUUGGAGAGCAUGGAGACCGUGACGACAUCGGCGGCCUGUCGUGCGCUGGACAUCCCGGAGGCGCCCAGUGUGCCCGCGCAGUCCUUUGGGCCCGGCAGCAGCAUAAAGAAGGAGAACGAGCAAAGUGAUCUUUUGAAUGACGCUUCUAUCAAUUGUAGCAGCAACAGCAAAGGAAAUAAUAUCUGUGAUAAUGUCAGCAAUGAUAAAAAGAAUUCUGAACAAAUAUUUGAUAUUGAUAAUCCCCCAACGCCCAUGAAUGUUUCAAAUACUUCUUCGUGCCAGGAUCGACCGGCUUCCCGCAAGCUCUCCGACCUGCCGCACCUGAAGAAGAAGAGUGCGGCGUGUGGCGAUGGUGGUCCAAACUUCUCGGGAGUACCUUUUGCGCCGUCGAUGGGCCCGGCGCCGGCGGGCACUCCGGAGACUCCGGAUGGAAGUAAAGCUUUAAACAUAAAAAACACAUCGGAGAGCGGCUCGCAGGGCAAGGCGUCGGCGCUGCACGUGGGAGCUGCUGCCUCCGCGGCGACGGCGGGCGAGGCUGGCAACCGGGAGCUGGGCAUGCUGCAGAAAUCCACGCCCGAGAAGACGCUCUAUCCCGGCAUGUGCGUGCCGCCCUCCGUGUCGGCAGUGCAGUUUCCCAACGUUGGAUUACCGGCUGGAAAUGAGAAAUCUGCGUCAACAGUUGCCUCCGACAUCGAUCAAAAGAUUAUGUUCAGCGCCAAGACAACAGUUUCGAACGGCCUGCCAUCGGGGGUGCAGCGGUCAAUGGUUCCACUACUAUCUGCUGGUGCGCCGUCGCCGGCUGCGGCCACGCUGGCCAGUCCGUUUGGCGCACACAUAACCACACCGAAUGCAGCCGGACUGUCCCUGUUGAGCUCGGCCUCCAGUGUGAUUCUGGCGAGCAGCAUAAAAUCAAAUGAUAGCUUCUCACGGAGCAACAGCAGCAGCGGCAGCAGCAGCAACACUGGCAGUGCGAAUGGCCAGGGACAGUUGCCGUCGUCCGUCGCGGUAUUGCCGAGCACGCCGGAGAUUGCGAAAAGCAAUUCAGCACCAACCUCCUCGCCAACCAAUCCCAUAGUCAAUGGCUUCCUCAGCGUCUAUCCGCCGGCCAGCAAUGCGACAUCUUCGGCUGCGACCACCAGCACAUUGCCGCGCGUCUCGCCCAAUGCCAGCAAUAAGCUGGUGCCGCCACCGGUGGUCUCCACGUCCAUUUCGAUCAACCCAAACUAUGUGGGAAUCCCGCCGGGUGCCACGACGUCGACUUCGGGCAUGGGAAAGGUGGUCUUCGGCGCCGGCGGGAGUGCCAUUGUGGGCACAGGAUCACCGCUGCUUUUUCCCGGCGCACCGCCUGCUCCCAUCUCGCAUGUGGCCAGCGGGGUGCCCAUGAUCAUCCAGGCGCCGCCAUACCGAGCACCAUAUGGGAACUAUCCCCUCUACGCCCCAUACAGCGGCCUGACGCACGGCUCGUACCUGCCGCCAGUGCUGCCGGUGGCCGCUUCCAGCAUACCGCCUCCCGCCCAGCACCGCAGCUCGGAUAGCCGGAACAGCCGGGAGUCGCCGGCCGCGUUGAAGGCGCCGGCGAACCCAUCAAACAUGGCGAUGAGUGUCUCGAUGACGCCCACCCUGCGCUCCAUAACGCCACUCAACAAUAGCUGUGCAAUUUCCAGCGUCGCCUCGCAGCCCGUGGUGACGGUCGUCCCUUCGGUGGCGAACUCAUCUCAACCGCUCUCGCUGAGCAAUCCGCAUAUAUCUCAUUCCCAUCACGUGCCUGUCUACGCCAGCGGUGCAUUCUCCUCCGCGGCAGCCGUGACAACGGCCCCGAAUCCUGGGCUCUCCACUCUGGCGGUCACCUCGCUCUCCAGCUCGGCUGCCCCGCCAUCGCACUUCCCGCAGUCCCAGCAGAUGCUCUCGCAGAGCGGCAACUUCUCGUCCGUCUCGCACAUGCUGGCAACGCACCCGAUGCCAUCGCAGGGCCAACCUUUGGUGCGCUGCGGGAAUGCGCUGUAUUCAUCGGCAUCUGCAUCCGCAUCGGGCGCUUCCUCCAACUUCAGUCCCUCGGUUCUGGCCGUUCAGAGUCUAACGACAGCGGUCACGACGAGCUCCUCAUCGCCAUCGACAUCGUCAGCGUCAUCAUCUGUGAUCCAGAAGGUUAUUUCCCCCAAGGGGGAGAGUCCUUGCAGCAAAGAUCGGGAUCCCAGUUACAGUACAAAUAUGCGGUCCCACGGUGCUUCAACAAUACUGCCGCCUGUCGUCUCGCAGGGCAUUGGCAUGGGAUCCUCGUUUUGCGGCAUUGCGCCAAGUCAAUAUGGAGGUGCAGGUACCCCAGUGUUGUCCUCGAGCUCUUCAAUGCCGCCGGGACUGGGCAAUCUCUCCUCGUACUCCUCGAAGGCAGCGCUGUGGUUGAACUCUCCUGCCAACGCAGUGGUGACCACCAGUGCUCCCUCAACGCCCAUCGUCUCGAGUGGCAGUGCCCGUCCCACUCCGCCGCUCUCCAGCUGCUCAAGCAUGGGCAUCGGCAUGGUGCAGGCGGCCUCGACGGCGAGAAGUUCCUGCAACGCCAUAUCGCCUCUUUCCAUUCCUACGACCGCUGGUAUUCACGUGUCCGCCACAAAUCCCCCUUUUCAGUCCUCGUCGUCCUACUUCCCAGCACCUCUAGCGCCGCCACCCUCGUCCCCAUCGCCGGCCACCUCCUCGGCGGCCAUCAUCAGCUCCUCCGCCUCGCAGUUUCCGGCAGUGUCGCACUCGAUGAGCAGUAUUGUAACGACGGCGGGAGCCACCACCACCACCGCUUCAUCGCUGUCACAGCCCACGGUGGCGGCGAUAUCGAAUCCGGUCACAAAUGCGCCGCAUCCCUUUUCCGCGGAAUCGCUUUUUCAGCCAAGUAAAAAUGAUCAAGCUGAUUUGCUGAGGCGAGAGUUGGAUAGCAGAUUCCUGGACAGAUCUGGCCUUGCUGUCACCCCCACGCCGCCUUCCUCAACGUAUCUACGAACCGAUCUCCAGCACCAACAGCACCCACAUCUCCACCAGCAUCCGCAGUUGCUUCCGCCAGUGUCGGCUUCCUCGACUCCCCUGACGGCCGUGCAACCGAGCUCUGGCCAAAUAUUUCCCCCGCCGCUAUUCAAAGACAUCUCAAAGAUCUCCUCCGUCGAUCCCCAGUUCUAUCGCACUGGCAUGGGAUUGCCGACGGGAGGCUACUCGGGAUACACCUCGGCAGGCCUUUUGCACAGUGGCCUAGGCGGGCCCACGCCGUUCAUGCCUCCCAACCACCUGACUUCCUUUGCUCCCAAGAAAACUGGUCGCUGGAAUGCCAUGCACGUUCGCAUCGCGUGGGAAAUCUAUUACCACCAGAACAAGCAGAGCACCGAGAAGACGGGCUUUCCGACGGCGUCGUCGAGUGCCUCCUCGAUCAGCGCGCCCCUUCCGCCUGGCAACCUGAUCAGCGGGGGCGGCGGCAUGCCCAGUGGAGCCAACACGCCGGUGAACAAUAUGGCAGCCAUCCCAGCGGUCGGCGGCGGUGUCCUGGUGUCCAAUGGUCCUGCGUCGGUGCUCGGCAUGAAGUCAACGCCCACGCUGGGCCUCAACACGCCGCCGCAGCACAUUCUGCAUCGAGCGAGUGAGAUGCCGCCGUCGGCAGCGUUCGCCAGCUCCCUGCCAGGUCGGUUGGCCUUUGAGCCGUCUCCCCUGGCCGCGAGUUUCAUCGGAGCACCACCUAGUCAUAUUGGAACAGCUGUUCCCCCCUUCGGACGCUAUGUGACGCCGUUCGGUUUCACAGGGCUUACGCAUUUCGGUGGCCACCUGGACUCGUGGAGGACAAAUGCAAUGCAGCGGAGUGUCGCAUAUCACCCCUCGUCGGCGGCGGCGUCUCCCAACUGGCCGGUGAAGACGGAUCCCGGCCUGGACAACGCGCGGCGCGAGGCCGAGGAGCGGGAACGAGAGCUGCGGGACCGUGAGCAGCGGGAACGCGACCGCCAGCGACGCGAGCGGGAGGAGCGCGAGCGCAAGGAGAAGGAGGAGAAGCUGAAGCGCGAGCAGCAGGAACGGGAGCGGGAACGAGAGCGCGAUCGCAAGGAGCGCGAGCGCGAGCGGAGGGAGAUAGAGCGGCGGGAUAUGGAGCGCGAGCGGAUGCUGCAGCAGCAGCGGAUAAACGAGAGCAACAAGCAGGCGGCGGCGGUGCAGGCGGCAGCUGCUUCAGCGGCCCCAGUGCGCGAUCGCUCUCCCCACCGGAACGUGGGCGAGCUGAACACGGAGAUACGGAUCAAGGAGGAGCAUCCGCGCACCAAGGACGAGCAGGAUGUGAUGCUGCUGCGUGCCUCGGCCGCGGCAGUCGGCGUCGGCGAUCCGCGCUACCAUUCCUCCUCGCUGGCGGCGGCCCAAGCGAAUGCAGCUGCGGCGGCGGCGCACCAUCAUCAUGCCAACUUCAUGGCGGCCAGUCGGCAUGGUCUGGCGCCACCGCCAUCGCACCUGACGCGCACCAUGAUGCCGCCCACGCUGAGUGUCGGUGGACCCAUCACGCACUUCGGGGCACCCGCUCCGCCGGGCUGGGGCAUAGAUCCCUACCGCGAUCCCUAUCCCAUGCUGCGCUACAACCCCAUCAUGGAGGCUGCCCUGCGGCACGAGGCCGAGGAGCGGCAGAAGGCAAUCAACAUCUACGCAGCCCAGUCCGCGGCGCACCUGCGCAGCAAGGAGCCGAGUCCCAUUCCGCCCUCGGUGGGGUCUCUGGGCCCGCCACCGCCGCACCAUCGGAUGCAGAUAGUGUCUGGCGGCGUAGUGCAAUCGUCGGGGGUUCCGCAGCCCGGGCCGCCGAACCAGCAGCAGCAGCCCCAACAUGCUGGUGUCCCCGCCAUGGGCAAGGCGCCCGGGCCGCCGGCGCCAGGGAGCAUUCCAGUCCAGCACAUGAUUAGCGUCGACUCGAUGGGCCAGCCGUCGGUCACCGCCAAGAAGGAGGCGGACCACACGAUGGGCAUUGUCUCGAAUGCAGGCGGCGUUGGCCUGAGCUCGAUGCCCGGCGGUGUCAUCGGAAUAUCUCCAGUGUCGUCGGUGGCGCCGAGUCGAUGAUAAGAGACUCGCCACCGUUACUAGCCAAAAUUGUAGAAGCGAAUAAGACAAAGAAGUUUUCCAAAAAUUUCGAUCACCUCCACCAAAAUGCCAGCAUGUACGCCAGAGUCCCAUCCUGAUUACCUCCUCCCAGCAUCAUUCUGAGCCUGAGAGAACGCCAAUAACCGAAGCGCAACGCUUUUGUAACUAAACUAACUAUGGUUCUUGAACACACACAACACCCCACACCCCACACACCACACACCACACUGCAUUGGUUUGUGAGGUGAGGAGGAGAGACGAGAGAAGAUGUUUGUGGCAAACAAAAAUCAAAUUAAAAGAGGUUAAGACUUCCUUAUACUUCAGACCUAGCAUUCAACCUAAGCACUGAGUCCCCCGAAUUGGCAAAAUACUUUCCUCGAUCCUUAGUAGGGUCGCGCGCGAUGAAACGUCACAUAUAAGUAAUACGAACUUUACUUAUUUUUAAUAAAUACAAAUUACCAGCAUAAAAGUAAACUUAGGUUCGCAAGUUUAGUUUAAGUGUAUUUGUAUUAUUUGUAUAAUAUUAACGUAAGCCUAAGGACAGCCCCGAGACAUGUUGAGCAAGAAUAAUUAUAAUUUGAUUGUACAUACACUUAUAUACAAAGAACUCUCAUAGUUAUAUGACAUCAACAUGCAGCCUGCGGAACCCAAACUAUCAUGCACAGAUACAUAACUCUAUGUAUAUCAGUGACAGCUUCAUUCCCUUUGUGCAUUACGUGUUUAAGGACUAAUUAUCAUAUACGCAAUUUAUGUAAAAAUUGAUAAAACUAAAAAUAGAAUCAUUACAAA